UCUCUGCAGAUUUCUCAGAGGAGAAUGGGUGUAAGGAACCACUCUACUGUGACUGAAUUCCUUCUUUCAGGAUUGACGGAACAGCCAGAGCUUCAGCUACUUCUUUUCUGCCUCUUCUUAGGGAUCUAUAUGGUCACCACGGUGGGGAAUCUCGGCAUGAUCUUGCUCAUUAGCCUCAGUCCACAACUUCACACUCCCAUGUACUAUCUCCUCAGUAGUUUGUCCUUUUUGGAUUUCUGCUAUUCUUCUGUCAUUACCCCCAAAAUGCUGACUGGGUUGUUAUGCUCAGAGAAGGGUAUCUCCUACUCUGGAUGCAUGGCUCAGCUGUUCUUCUUCUGCAUUUUUGUAAUUUCUGAAUGCUACAUGCUGGCAGCCAUGGCCUACGAUCGCUAUGUGGCCAUCUGCAGGCCACUGCUCUACAAUGUCAUCAUGUCCCCUCGGGUCUGCUCUCUGCUGGUGGCUGCUGUCUUCUCAAUAGGUUUCACGGAUGCUAUGAUUCAUGGAAACUGUAUAUUAAGGUUGUCUUUCUGUGGGUCAAAUAUCAUUAAACACUAUUUCUGUGACAUUGUCCCUCUUAUUAAACUCUCCUGUUCUAGCACUUACAUUGAUGAAAUACUGAUUUUUGUCAUUGGUGGAUUUAACAUGGUAGCCACCAGCCUCACAAUCAUCAUUUCAUAUGCUUUUAUCCUUACCAGCAUCCUCCGCAUCCGCUCUAAAGACGGCAGGUCCAAAGCCUUCAGCACCUGCAGCUCCCACCUGACAGCUGUUCUUGUAUUUUAUGGAUCCAUCAUGUCUAUGUAUCUCAAACCUGCUUCUAGCACUUCAUUUACCCAGGAGAAAGUGUCUUCAGUAUUUUACACCACUGUGAUUCCCAUGUUAAACCCCCUGAUAUACAGUCUGAGGAACAAGGAAGUGAAAAAUGCAUUGAUGAAACUUUUAAGAAGAAAAAUACUUUCUAAAUGA
Tupaia belangeri chinensis (Chinese tree shrew) is the source of this 963-nucleotide messenger RNA. RefSeq names its product olfactory receptor 8D4. Gene Ontology annotation, cellular component: membrane. NCBI's taxonomy places the organism in Eukaryota, Metazoa, Chordata, Mammalia, Scandentia, Tupaiidae. The transcript has a single exon. Bases 25 to 963 code for a protein of 312 amino acids. Gene Ontology annotation, biological process: G protein-coupled receptor signaling pathway. The record is from RefSeq and is a predicted model, not a curated record. Gene Ontology annotation, molecular function: G protein-coupled receptor activity; olfactory receptor activity.